CGAUACAGUACCAUCUCUAGCCUAAUCAAUAGCCAUCACCAGCACAAAGGCAAUGAAAAAAAACUAGCGUAAUUUUGGUGCAUAAGUGUCAGUGAUUACCUGAAAAGUGCUAAGCGUGCAGAAACCUGCAGAAAAAAUGGUGGUCUGCACAGCCACGGAGCCUCCGGAAUCGCGACCGUGUUCCGAGCCCGAGAAGGAACCCCCUGAACUGAAUGAUAAUCGCGUUAGCAAAGAACCUUGUGACCCUGUCGAUGAUGAUGGAGAGGUCGCUGAGGAGGAUCGCGAGGAAGGCGAGAUUGUCGACGAAUUCGAGCUUAUCAUCUCGUCCGAAGACGAGGAAUUCAAACUGCGUGCUCGCAUCCAGCAGCUGGAGGAGAAUAACAAAGAUGUGGAACGCAUGGAUAUUCUGUCCGCAAAUUUGGCGCAUCAAUACAAUUACCCAAAGUCUGCUUAUCUGCAAAAGUCGCCUGUUUAUAUCCUUUCGGAUGUUUCCAGUCAGUCGGAUGAUGAAUUUGAAGUACACCGCAGGUAUCGUAAGCAGAAACUGCGCCGUAUGGAGGCGGGGAAAAAGUGCCAUCAUUCGAUGUCCAGCGAUUACCGCAGGAAUCCCUUCGCCAGGCGCCAUAAACAGUCUUCACCAUCGCCAUCGCCGCCACCACAGCGCAGAAAACAGGGCUAUCAUCACCACCAGUCCAAUCAUCACCAGCAUCGCCAUCAGUCACUCUAUCCACUGCACGAUUCCCUGGAAAGCGUUACCGAUGGCGAACUGGGUGAAUACGAUAUAAACGAUGAAAACGAAGACGACGAGAUUGAACUGGAAAGGCUCAAACUCAGCAGGGAUAAACUGCGCGUGGCAUUGGCGCGUGAGGGUGGGCAAGAUGUGAUAAGUCAGUACAAAAACAGCUUAAGGGAGCGCCUGCAGUAUCGCAUACGCAAAUCCCCCAGUCCCAAGUUCGAAAAAGAGUACGAACAGGAGGCGGAACUUCAACUGUCACCUCUCCAGCAAUUAUGCGAAGGCAGGGAAGAGGAACCCGAACAGGAGCAGUCGCAAAACGAAGAUCCUCCCGAGCUUAAUCUGCGAUUGAUAGCACUCAAAUCUGCCAUGUUGCGAAAACAUCAGGCCCGCAAGAAGCGCGAUGCCGAGCGAGCCUAUUCGCCCACUGAUAUGAUCAAUCGCGUACAUCCCGCCAUUUCCAACGACGACGACAUCGAUGACCUCAUGGAGAUCAGUCCAGCGACAUCGCCCGAACGCGUUCAAAGUCCGCCAAGAUACUCAACGGACUAUGCCGUGGACACAAAGCCUGUGGACAUGGACCUGGCCGAAACGGACAGCGAUGAUCAGCAGAAGGAUGCUUGGAAUCCCUGGUUAGGUAACUGGAAUUCGAUGAACAACGCUGGGGGCAGUUGGCGCUGCUUCAUGCCCAACAACCUGCCGCCCGUUUCGAUGCCCAUUGUGAUAGACGAGGAUGAUGAAGAGGACAUGAAGACGGACGAUCGGUUAAGGGGAGAGAAUGGCGCUUACUUCGACGAUGAUGACGAAAUUCCGCCGCCACCACCGCCAUUUCACAUUCCACAGAUGCAUCUGGAGGAUGAGGAUGCCAGGGAUGCCAUGCACCUGGUCGACCAGCACUCCAAUCAGAGCUCUUUUACGGAGAUGCAGUCUGUUUCGAUGGAAAACUCGCAAACGCAUAUGAAGAGUAACGAUCAAUAUCAGGCGGAAUCAAGUGACGACGAGGCGGGAGCAUUGCGAGCCAUAUUACUAUCCAAUUUGCGGACAAUCAAGCCUCCUCCGCCUCCACCAAGGUCGCCUCCUCCGUCCAAUGAACCCGCUUCAGUUUUUGCUUCUAUUGCAACUUCAGUUUCAGCAUCUGUACCUGCUCCUGUUCCUGCACCUUUGCCUGCUCCUUCAUCAGGUCCUGUGGCUCAAAUUAAAGAGGAAUCAAACCAGGAUAAUGACUCCGAUGAUCCAGAAGAGUUACGCUUACUGCUUCUUUCCAGUAUAGCAAGCAAAAAGCGGGCAAGUAAACCAAAUUCUAAAUCAGCUCUUAAUCCAGAGAUACUCAAGAAUGCAGUGAGGCGCUUUCAAUCUUCUUCGGUGCCAGUAAAAGGUGAAGAGGAAUCACAGGAUCAGCAAACAAGCCAAGAAGAAAGUACUGAAUUGGAAACAGAGAAGGAGUUGCCGAAUGAGAAAGUUGAGGAACCGAUUUUACUGGAAACUCCUUCCAUCCCCGUACAAACUGUGAAAUCCCCACAGCCAGUCGCCAAGCCAACCAUUCAGGCAAAGAAUCCAAGCUCGCCCUCCACGAAAAUCAUAAAAAUCGUCAAGCCCAACAAGGUGAUUAACAAAAAGACAACAGCCAAGAGGAAAAUACCAAUCGAUGAGCAUUCUGGGUCUGGUUUGAGCAAUAAGCGGCCAACAACCUUAAUGAUAAAGGAGCCAAGUGCUCCUCUGCAUGGUCCAACUGUGACCUCAUCCAGCACCCGCCUCAUUACAACCGUUGAUCCUGCCAGCAUCAAGGUGAAUAAGCUGAUCAUUAGCUUAGCAGAGGAGUCAGCCGCCAGCGAUGAUGAACUGGAGCUGAGUUCGAGCUUUGCCUAUGCAAGCUACACGGACAUUGCCAGUCCCUUGAGUUUGGCGAUGGGCAGUGGCAGUGGCUCCACGACCAGAUCAAAUACUCCCAUAUCCGAGAUUGCGGAAUCGGCACCUAGCGCCAAUAACAAUCUCAGGCGAACUGUGAUCAGUGAAUACUUCGAGAAGAAGAUUGAUGAUUUCCUGAAGCAAGCUAGAUCGAAAGCACCCGCCUCUGCAUCGCCAGAAGCGCCGCCUGAAAAAGUUUCUGAAACGGACAAGGUUAAUGAGAAGCAGCCAACAGUUAUUGCUCCCAAGACACAGCCAACCAAGACGACGCCAGUGUCUGUUCGGCAUUUGCCAGUGGCAUCGCAAAAGGAAUACCUCCGUUUGAUUGAGCGAAUGCAACUGCUGGAACAGAAGAGGGUCCAGGCAACCAAAAGCACAGUUCCUUUGGCUACCAGUAAAGCAGAUAAAGUUGAAAGGCCACCGCUUAUCAAAAUUACCCCGCCAGCUACAACUAAAGUGGUGCAAAAUACUACAAAGUUAGCAGUAUCAACUGCAAUUAGCACCAAUAGUAAAGCUAGCACAGCAGCUGGGAAACCACUAGCGAAAACUACAAAUGCAAAGACAACUAAACCAAAAGCCAAACUGAAUCAACAGUCGAAGGAGAGUCGACUGAAGGCGUUUGAGAAUUCGUUUGUCAAGAUUGGGGGAAGCAUGCUAGUUAAUCUCGAGAAAUCAUUGCAAUUGGUCGAAGAAGCCAAAAAGUCGAAGGCAAUACGUCUGCGUUGCUCGCAACGUCUCAAGGAUCUUUACGCCGAAAUGCAGACUGUGAAGCAGGCUGUCAGGCAGGAGGAACUCAAGCUGGCGAGGAUUCAGCCGGAGAUCCAGGCCAGCCAUGAGAUUAUCAUAUCACUGAAGCAGAAAAGACACAAGCUCCAUGCGGCGGCAAUGGACUUGGGCCGAGGAUUGAAGGGCGAUGACUACAGGUUACUCGACGAGGGCAAGGCGGCCAUCACCCGUAAAUCUACACAACUCACUAAGGAGAUACGUCUCUACAAUUCCAUAAUGAAGUUCGAAGACCUCGAGAAGCUGACUGAUGUGGCGGUCAGUCAACCAAAUGCUGUGAUUGAAACGGAAUCGAAGACGAAUCAACCGGAGAUUGUAUCGCCUGAGCAGCCAAAGGAAUUAGCGGAUGCGAUACCCCAGAAACCAGCAGCUUUAGAACCUACUCAACCUUCCAGAGUUCCUGAAACGGGGAAAGAGCCUGCGACGGGAAGCCAACCUGAAACGGAGACAGAGCCUCCAGAUGAUCAGGCGCAGGAGAAACCGGUGGAAGUUUCGGCACCCUAUACGGUUACCACAAUGCGGGAACUGCGCGAGGAGAAGGACGUGGAGUUCUGUAGGAGAGGCGGCUACCUUCGUACUUAUCAAACGCCCAUGUCGCGGAAUUACAAUAGCCACCUCGAUGUUCACGCCACCAUCUGCCCCUUUGAUCUGAUGGGUCGCUGCGAGGACGCGGACUGCUCCUACCUGCAUUUAGCCCGUUCCGACUCCCAAAACGAGCUGCCAAAGACAAUACCCUCUCUAAAUAACUAACAAACACAAAAAAACAACUAACUUAAAAACUAAAAUAUUUAAUAGCGUGCUUGAAUUCUGGUAAGUUGAACUCUUCACGCGACUUAAUAUUUAAAUGUUGCUUUCAGUCAACGUAAAAAAGAAAGAAACCCACAAAUCAAUUGCAAAGCAUACGGAGAGAAGCAGCAGCGAGUGCAAAACCAUAAAAAAUCGAAAAAGAACAAAGAAAAAAAAAAAAAAAAAAAAAAAUGAAAAAACAAUCGUUACUAGGUUGUACCUUGUUUGUUAUAUACAUUUAUAUAUAUAUAUAUAUCUCGUGUAGUGCAAGUUCUAUGUUCGUCGAGGCUCGCAAACGAUGUUUCGGGUUUACGUUGGAACGGAUGUGCAUCUUA
Molecule: messenger RNA, 4542 nt
Organism: Drosophila ficusphila
Lineage: Eukaryota; Metazoa; Arthropoda; Insecta; Diptera; Drosophilidae
Exons: 7
Coding region: 137-4171 (1344 amino acids)
Source: RefSeq, a predicted model, not a curated record